AUGUUGAAUAUUCUGAAAGUUGGUGAUAACCAAACAAUUGCGCAGAUAGAGUCUGCAGACGCGUCAUUCAUAGUUGGAACCGGAGGAAGAACAAGAAGAAAGCUCGCAGCUGUUUCCGGGACCUCCAUUACGAUUAUUCAGGAUGACAGUAAGACAGCCAGAGUUGAGAUAAAUGGAGAUGCAGCGUCUCGCGAAAAGGCUUAUCUAUAUCUCAAGUAUUUAGUACAGCAGAAACAUGGUCCAGUUACCAUUGAUGUUACACCGGAUUCAAGGGAUGACCUUACAAUAGUUAAUGUACCAGCUCUUUGUGUUGGAUAUAUAACAGGAAAGAAAGGUCAAGGACUUAGAGCAAUAGAGGAGGAUUCUGGUACUUUGAUGUUCUUCAGUAGGCCAGAGGAAGAGUGCCCUACUGACAGCACCCCCCCCAAUAAUGGAGUCCCAAUGAGCAAUGGCAAUAGUCAAUCACAAUAUAUUUUGGCAAUAUUUGGAGUUGCUAGAAAUAGAAGGGCUGCAGAACUGAGGGUUAUGUGUUAUAUUGAGCAAAAAAUCAAUGGACAUUUUACGAAAGAUUUGAAAGCGGAGUCACAUGAUAAUAUCGAGGACUUGGCCACAGAUAUUGUCCAUAUUGAGACAGAAGAUCUCAGCUAUGCUGUAGGGAAGGAAGGGAAUACAAGAAGGAGACUUUGCGCAUCCAGUGGGGCAAUUAUUGAAUAUGUAGGAAACUUUGCAUUUAUUCAUGGAGACUUAAGCGAGAGAAAGCGCGCCAAGGAAUACUUGUCAUGGCUUAUUGCCCAGAGAACAUCAACUGUCUCCGUUGACACGAGGGCUAGAGAAGAUGUAACUGUUGUUUCAAUUCCGCAAAACGUGAUAGGAUACGUGACCGGCGCAAAGGGAAGCUUUUUAAGACGUGUUGAGGAUGAAACAGGAACCUUUAUAUUUAUUGAUGAAAAUAAAGGAAAUGUCCUUGAAAGAGUUCUGAUUUUCUCUAGAUCAGCUUUCGGCCGUCAGAAGGCCAGGGACUUUAUUGAACGCAGAAUGUAUGAGAAGUUGUGUGGUUAUGCAGAUAACAAGAAUUUCCAACCCAAUGGUAACGGACUCUCAGGGCGAAAUAUGAACGGUAUCCGCAAGACUAAUGGCCCUUCCAUAAAUAACUCGCACUUUGAUCACCCAAUGAAAGGCAAUUUUGGUGCCAUUCCAAAUACAUUUCUUUCUCAACCUGGAAUUGGUGGGUUCGGGGCCCCAAAUAUGGGAUUAGGAAGAAGACCGAGAACUAGAGGUGGAGCGCCAGAUCACCACAUUUCUGACAAAUCCAAUGGGAAACCUGCGGGGCUCUAUGGCGGUAAUUUGGUCCCCUUUGGUCUUAGUAAUGGCGCCCUUUUUUAA
This is a messenger RNA of Cryptosporidium ubiquitum, 1383 nucleotides long. RefSeq lists its product as uncharacterized. Lineage: Eukaryota; Apicomplexa; Conoidasida; Eucoccidiorida; Cryptosporidiidae. The coding region runs from base 1 to 1383 and encodes 460 amino acids. The transcript has a single exon. Gene Ontology annotation, cellular component: cytoplasm; nucleus. Gene Ontology annotation, biological process: regulation of gene expression. The record is from RefSeq and is a predicted model, not a curated record. Gene Ontology annotation, molecular function: mRNA binding.